This is a messenger RNA of Otolemur garnettii (small-eared galago), 961 nucleotides long. It is a transcript of the gene RTP4, whose product is annotated as receptor transporter protein 4. Lineage: Eukaryota; Metazoa; Chordata; Mammalia; Primates; Galagidae. Gene Ontology annotation, molecular function: olfactory receptor binding. The record is from RefSeq and is a predicted model, not a curated record. The coding region runs from base 19 to 765 and encodes 248 amino acids. The transcript has 2 exons. Gene Ontology annotation, cellular component: cytoplasm. Gene Ontology annotation, biological process: detection of chemical stimulus involved in sensory perception of bitter taste; protein insertion into membrane; protein targeting to membrane.
CAGCCUCAGAGGAAGAGAAUGGUUUUGGAUAUCAGGACAUGGGAGCAGACAUUUCAAAAUCUGAUCCAGGAGGUAAAACCCUGGGCCAAAUGGACCCUGAGUCUGGAUGGGAACCUUCAGCUGGACUGUGUGGCCCUGGGGUGGAAGCAGUACCAGCAAAGAGCCUUUGGCUGGUUCCAGUGCUCCUUAUGCCGGCGACACUGGGCGUCCGCCCAAGUGCACAUUCUGUGCCACCUGCACUGGGAACGCUGGACGGACCAGGGCCAGGUGGUUAUGCGACUCUUCGGCCAGAGGUGCCAGAAGUGUUCCUGGUCCCAAUAUGAGAUGCCUGAGUUCUCCACAGAGAGCACUAUGAUGAUUCUGAACAAGCUGGUGCAGCAUAUUCUGAAGAGAUACUAUGGAGAAGGUGCCAUGCAGUUUGCAAAGAUGUCGGUGAUCCCAGAGGUGUCUUUGGAAGGGUCCCAUGAUGCAGCCAACUGUGAGGCGUGUGCUCUGGGCAUUUGUGCACGAGGCUUGCAUGGCUUUAUAUCAGAGCCAUCUGUGUGCCCACCCUCCUACUUGGACACUGAGAGUUCCUUACCUCAAAUUGGUGACAUGUACAUCCCCAACCAAUCCAUGAACCAGUCAGCUCAAGCAAAGAAGGCUAAGGGGACUGUGUAUAAGGGGUCAGUGCCCAGGCGUGACCAGAAACCAUUGAUUGUCUUGGGCUGUACUUUGCUGCUUAUCUUUUCUUUAAUAGUUACAUACUUUAAACGAAAACAAUAAUAAACAUAGGCUUUCCUUCUUCUCUUUUCCAGUCUUAAGUCCACGGUAAUCAUUUUAAUAUGACAGACAAUUUACUUCGAGACCAAGCAGGGUCAAGUUUGUAGAAUAAGCACUAGUUUCCUAGAUACCCUCUGAAAAUUGUUUGAAACAUGACAAAGCACAUAAUGGACCAAAUAAUAAAUAUCUCUGAAAUCUC